Molecule: messenger RNA, 225 nt
Organism: Chelonoidis abingdonii (Abingdon island giant tortoise)
Lineage: Eukaryota; Metazoa; Chordata; Testudines; Testudinidae
Source: RefSeq, a predicted model, not a curated record
GCGCCCGGGGCGCUGGGCUGCAGCCGAGCAGUCCCGGUGCCGGCAGGAUGGGCUGCGGGGGGAGCCGAGCCGAUGCCAUCGAGCCGCGCUACUACGAGAGCUGGACCCGCGAGACCGAGUCCACCUGGCUGACGAACACCGACACCGAGCCCCCGCCGCCGGCCUGCGGCCACGAGAGCACCCGCGCCGAGGCCGGACUGCGGGACCAGGGCGCGCCGCACCCGG